GGGCACUGUGGGCAGAGUGUGUGUGUGUGUGUUGAAUGACAGUGAGUCAGAGACAGAGGCUGUCUGCAGGGGAUUCACACCCCCAGCCAAAGCCAGACUAGUACAGGACUGACAUGGAUUCUCAGGCCCUCAUGAUCACCCUGUUCUUGCUUCUCCACCACUCCACAGGUCCAGCAGCACAUGAUGACAGCUGGUCUAUGAAGGUUCCUGCUGAGGUGCGAGCCAUUGAGGGCUACCCUGCCGUGCUUCCCUGUUCCUUCACCCACCCUCAUGGCACCCAGCACACCUCCAUGCAUGUGAUGUGGCGGCUGGGUCAUGGGCACACUGGCACUGAACUCUUCCGUUGCUCUAGCCUCAAUGGCAGCCAGCAUUGCCAGCCAGGGCCACACCAAGACCAGCGCUACCGCCUGGAGGGCAACCACCGGGCACAUGACCUGUCGCUGCGCAUCAACAGCGCCACCCUGGAGGACAGCGGCCGCUACUACUGUCGUGUGGAGCUGCCAGGGCAACCGCAGGGCAGCUACGAGAACAAAAUGGGGACGCGGCUAAGGGUGGAAGCUCCGCCACGGAUUUUGAGUUUGACAGUAGUAGGCAGUGCGGACAUUGGUCUCAAAGCCCUGUGUCAGGUUCAGGGCUCCCCUCUACCUGACAUCCAGUGGAUGGGGCCAGACGAUAUUCUCGAUGCGGACACUAGACCCCCCCUCUCUCAGGAGGCUGCUGGUCAGCACCACACCACCAGCCAGCUGCUGGACAUCCAGCCAGGGGGCCAGUACACCUGCACAGCCUCAAACCCCCUUGGAAAAGACCAAGCUACAGUGUAUAUUCUGCUCCCCAGCCAAGAGAGGUCCAUGAAGAAGCACAGAUUAACAGCUUUACCAUUGAUAUUGGGGCUGGCGUUAGGUGUUAAAGUACUUCUGGCCCUUGGCCUGGGAACCUGGAUGAUUAAGGGGAGUAUCAAACCCUGAACUUAGCAUGUGUCUGACUCACUGAUACGAUCCAAUCAAAACACACACAAACACAAACAGCUUGUGAAAAUAUAGAAAAGUCAGACUUCUUACAUAAACUUCUAAUAUCAGUUUCCCAGAGAGGGAUUACCUCUGGUCUUGUAAUACUUGCUGUGCCAUUGGUAAUUUACCUUUGGCAAUUUUUUCUCAUCAAAGUUUAAGAUUAAUCUGGGUCUGAGCAACUGACCCCUGGAGUUUAAAGGCAAUUACUUGUUUAAACCUAACCUUUUUACUGUUUGUCUUUUAAAGCAAUAUGAAUAAAGGUACCA
This is a messenger RNA of Electrophorus electricus (electric eel), 1273 nucleotides long. Its product is annotated as V-set and Ig domain-containing protein. The record is from RefSeq and is a predicted model, not a curated record. NCBI's taxonomy places the organism in Eukaryota, Metazoa, Chordata, Actinopteri, Gymnotiformes, Gymnotidae. Gene Ontology annotation, cellular component: plasma membrane. Gene Ontology annotation, biological process: regulation of bone resorption; regulation of osteoclast development; regulation of actin cytoskeleton organization.